This is a messenger RNA of Salvia hispanica, 534 nucleotides long. The record is from RefSeq and is a predicted model, not a curated record. Lineage: Eukaryota; Viridiplantae; Streptophyta; Magnoliopsida; Lamiales; Lamiaceae.
AGGUGGCCAUUAUUGAAAGCUAUCCACCUUUUCACAUCGAUCUACCAAUGCCGGCGAGAAAUCAAUCAAAAUCGGCUGCGCCACCUAUCGCAGAGCCUACUGCUCACGCCCAACCACCUUCCUCUAAAUCACACCUACCUCCUUCAAACGCCGCUGCAUCAUUAUCCUAAUUCACAUCACAUCGCUCUAUCUCUAUAUCUACGCUCUCGCUUCCCCUCUCCAAUACCUUUCCAGAUCCAAAAUGAAUUACCAGCAGCCCAAGGAGAGGAAGCUCAAUUCCAAGCUCGACCGCGAGGUCACCUACGAGGAGUGCCGCAAAAACCACGCCGCCAGCAUCGGCAAGUACGCCGUCGACGGCUGCUGCGAGUUCAUGCCUGCCGGCGAGGACGGCACCGCCGCCGCCUUGAGGUGCGCCGCCUGCAACUGCCACCGGAAUUUUCACAAGAAGGGUUUUUCGAAUUGGGGAUGAAUCGAUUGUACUCGUAUGCUUCGCCUUCGCGGAUGGAAAUUAGGGAUUUUUCAAUUUUCGAUCAA